Messenger RNA from Oreochromis niloticus (Nile tilapia), 2556 nucleotides. RefSeq names its product urotensin-2-like. Gene Ontology annotation, cellular component: extracellular region. Lineage: Eukaryota; Metazoa; Chordata; Actinopteri; Cichliformes; Cichlidae. Bases 1476 to 1850 code for a protein of 124 amino acids. Gene Ontology annotation, biological process: regulation of blood pressure; blood vessel diameter maintenance. The transcript is spliced from 4 exons. The record is from RefSeq and is a predicted model, not a curated record. Gene Ontology annotation, molecular function: hormone activity.
AUGUCUGAAAAAAGUUGGAAGAAGGCUAAAGAAAAGGCUAAAAAAAAGUCAGUGGUAUUAAAAAGAAACAACUGGACAAACAUUCUGAACUGGAAACAGGCCAGUAACAUGAUUAGACAUAAAAAGAGCAUCUGGGAAGUAAAGAUAGGCAGAAGUUCACCAAUCUGCGAAAAACAAAAACUGCAUCUAAAAAUUGUGGAAAACUUUAAGAAUAAUGUUCCUCAAUGUAAAGUUGGAAGGAUUUUGAAUAUCUCACCAUCUACAGUACAUAAUAUCAUCAAAAGAUUUAGUGAAUAUGGCGAUCAGGCGUCACUGCAUUAAAAAUGCUAUUAAAAAUGCAAUUAAAAAUGUUUUCCUAAAAACACUGAUGCCUGGAGGAAAUUCUUGAUUAAAUUGUCAAAAGGACUGCAUAUUGUAGGAAAAACUUCAAGUUUUGGGGCGCCAUAGUCUAUUAUAGAUGCUGAAAUAACUUGGAAUUGGCACACUGGCCUCGACUAAUUCAGAAUAUAAAUUGUAAUUGCAUUUCAUGAUAUAUAGCAACACCUAAUGGAGUGUCUGGCUUGCAAACGAUAAAAUAAAAUGUCACUGUUGCUUCAUUGGCUCUCAUUAUCAGGGACUGAACGCUGACGUCAUACGCCUAAUAAAUAUACAAAUUACACAGAGGUGCAAAAUAUGACUUUGUAAAUAACAGCUGCCCCCCAUCACCCAUCUCAUAACCAAUAGCCAAGCCUCUGUUAGGCUGAGCAGUGAUGCUUGGUGUACUCGUAAAGUUUAGUUUUACUGCAUGACUAAGAAGUGAAAGCACAGAUAUAAAAGCUUAAAACAGCCAGGCUUCUAAAUAAAAUGCAUCAAUCAGUCUGAUUCAGUGGCCCAUGGAAGCAUUUUCUUGUUGUCUUAAAAUGUCAGACGGCUUAUAGACAACAUGGCCCUCAACAUUUUAACAUGUCCACUCCACGUCUCUAAACAAUUACAGAUUUAUUAGGGGUUUGCUCGGCUUUGUUUGCAGAGAUACAGCCAGAGGAUUCAAAUGGUCCAAGAGUUUAAUGAACUAGUAGUAUAAAAAUAUUAGUCAUUUGUCUGCCCUGUUUCUCCAUCUGCUCCCUCGUGGGAUUACAUUGACGUGACAUCUUAAACACCUGCCUCGAUACCUUUUACAAAGUCAGUAAAAAAACAUUCAAUCAACCUUAAGAGCAGGUAAAAUAUGACUAUGCCCUUGAAGAAUGGGCCCACUCACAUCUUUUUUUUUAUUGAGACUAUAAUUCAUCUGUUGAUUUAUCACAAGAGUGUGACUCUGGAUGAUGUUGUCGUCUGUAGCAGCAAGAAAAGGUCUAUGUGUCUGCUAUGCAUCAUGCAGGAAGUGGGUGGGAAGGGGUUAGGCUACAGCUUCAACUAUAUAACACCGUUAGGACCAGCAGAGCACGUAGAAUUCUCCUUUUCACCCUCUGUGCAAAUCAGAGCCACUUCCAUCAGCACUGAUGAAGUGUAACCAUCUUCUCUCCUGGGCCUUUGUGCUUGUGGCCUCGAGCCCACUGCUGGCCCACCCCAUUACAGAAUCUGCUGAGAUGCCGUAUCCAGGACCUGUAUCAGCGGAGGACCGAGGAAUCAGCAGUCUGGAUGAUCUGCCUCUCUCUGAGCAGGAUGGUGCAGGCCUUAGAUAUUCCACUCUAAUAUCUGGUGAGAUCAACAGAGAUGGUGUCAGAACAACAGGUCUGCUUCCUAGGGGGCUCAAAAGAGAGGUCCUGUUGGAGAAACAAAGUCUCCUAAAUCCUUUCAGCCAUGCGCUGGGCAUCCGGAAACAGUUCAGGAAGAGAGGAGGGAAUUCAGAGUGUUUCUGGAAGUACUGUGUCUAAAACAGUGACUGAAAACAGGCACGAGGCAGGGCUUGCACUGAAAGAAAAAAAAUCAAACAUCUUACACUCACAAUGGCACAUACAGCCGAAAUAAAUAAGAAAUACCUCACAUGCAUAAAGCGCAUGUGCAGUCACACACCCUCACACGCACACACAGACAUACACAAAAUGCCCCAUCUAUGAUUGAGACAUAUUGCUUAGGGGCUUUAAGAUGAUUUAUUAGGGUUUAGUUAGAACUGUGAAAUGCACAUAUAAAGUCAUUGGUUGUCCAAUGUAUGGCUAAAUGUCUUUUAGAUGUGAAAGUCAAAGAUGAUAUAGCACUGUUUGUUGAACAGAAAUAAAAAAUGGUAUUGUAAAUAAAUCAUGUAUUUGUCUUUUCUUGGUAAAAGGUGAACCCACUAUGCCUUCAGUAAAAUAAGAAAAAGGAAACAAAAAGACUUUGCAAAGUUGGUUCUCGAGUUUUCUUCAUUUUUUCCUUUUUUUAUUAUUUUACAGCAGAAAGAAUAUAAAGCAUUCAGAAAACAUCUUCCAUAUUUUAAGGGCAAUUCAAAACGUUUUGCAUGGCUUCAGCAGCUGAAAUCUCUUUUUUUUUUUUUUUUUUAAACAUAUCCAUCGAGUCAGUGACGCUUGUACAUGCACAAUUACAAAAAUAAAACUUACAAACAAGAGAAGGGGAGAAAAAGGAGGAAAGCAAAACACAUUAGGA